Messenger RNA from Hirsutella rhossiliensis, 1602 nucleotides. Its product is annotated as transcriptional regulator sdnM. The transcript has 2 exons. Bases 1 to 1602 code for a protein of 533 amino acids. Lineage: Eukaryota; Fungi; Ascomycota; Sordariomycetes; Hypocreales; Ophiocordycipitaceae. The record is from RefSeq and is a predicted model, not a curated record.
AUGGAGACACUGAGCAGGCUUAUCGCCGGGCGCAAGGCCAAGAGGGUCACCCAAGCCCGAGUGCCUACGGAUGAGAUCCUGCCCGUCUUCUUCUUCGACGACACCCCCAUGCUACGAAAUGCCGUCAUGUGCUGGACCAUGCGCUUCAACGAUGUUCUCGAUCCGGAGAAGCUGCAUCAAAGCCUCGCGCGAUUGCUGGAAAGAGGAGAUGGAUGGAGGAAGCUCCGAGGCCGCAUUCGGCUCAAUCAACGCGAUAAACUAGAGAUUCACGUCCCUCAACCCUCUACGCCGGAGCGUCCGGCAUUGACCUUCUCUCACGUUUCGUUCGAGACAAGCAUCGACGAGCACCCGUUGGCAUCCAAACUCCCAAGACCAACUCAGUCUCCAUCGCUCCAAGCCAACCAUGGCGAUUUCAAGAGUCUCGGCAUUUCCCCCAACGCGCCGCGCACCAUAGACGACUAUCUAACCACCGAUGCUCCUCAGCUUUCGCUUCACAUUGUCUCUUUUACAGACGCAACCUUGGUCUCGUUGACGUGGCCGCAUAUAUCCUCUGACGGUGUGGGCCUGCGAGAUCUGGUCGAAGCUUGGAGCUUGAUUCUCGCCGGCCACGACGAUAAAGUGCUGCCAAUGAUGACCGCUUGCACAGAGGAUCCCAUGGCAACUGCAGGCUUGGAUCCGAAUUUCCAGGAGAAGCACAUCCUCGAAAAGCACCACAUGAAGGGGUGGAGAAUACUCGUCUGGGGCCUCCGCUAUCUCCUGGACAUUGUCUGGUGGCCAAGGAUGGAGACGAGGACCGUGUAUCUUCCACGGGAGGCUUGCGAGAAGAUGAGAACAGACGCAAUGGCCUCGCUGCAGGCCGCUGCACGUCAUGGCCCAGGAAUGCCAACCCCAUUUAUCAGCGACGGCGACGCCAUAGCGGCGUGGAUAUCGUGCAUGGCGGCCAAGGAGCUCUCUGCAUCUUCAACAAGGAGUGUGGUCAUCCUGACCCCCGUUGAUGUCCGAAGCCGCAUGCCCUCCCUCUUUCCCGUGAAGCAGACCGAGGGCGUCUAUAUCCUCAACGCCGCUCCUAUCGUGUCCACCAUUAUCAAUGCACAGGACAUGCUUUCUGGAGAUGACGCCAUAGCCAAGACGGCACAAUGUCUUCGACGCAGUCUGAGGGUUCAGACCUCUGAAGGCCAGCUCCACGCGCUGAACCGCCACGAAAGAAUAUCAAUCGCCGAAAAUGGUCUCCCAGCCUUUUUCGGAGACAUGAGCAGCUUUGUUGUCAUCUUGUCAAACAUGACCAAGGCCCAAUUCGUCGAGAAACUGGACUUUGGGCCGGCCGUGAUUCACAAAGGCACCGGCAGUAGUCGACUCAAGGAGCGCUGGGCCGGCUCAUCGGACCAGAUCUCCCUUCCUGGGAGAAUGGUUUACUAUCACAUGCAGGGGCUGGGCGAUGAAAAUAUCUUCAUGCGGAACAACUUCUUUCUGUUUGGGAUGCCUGGCGGAGAUUACUGGAUCAAUGGAAGUCUUCCCCCUGCGAUAUGGCGCAAGGUUAGGGACUCAUUUUCAUCUAUAUAUGUGGAGCCAGAUGAUAUUCAUGCCUCCGCCAACAGAAUCUAG